AUGGCAAAGCUGACCCGAGAGCAGUGGCAGUUCAAGUUCUUUGACGUUGCGCAAGUCAAGCUACCCGAUGAAGAGAGCUCAUUCCUGUCCGAAGUAUGCCAUUGUCUCUCGGGUUCGGAGAGCAUCUUCUUCGGCAGCGCAGAUGGCAUCGUGCGCAUCGUGUCGCAGGCCUUCAAGGUCGUGCGCGCGUUCAAGGCACAUGACACGGGUGCAAUCAACUACAUGAAGCAGAUCGAGGGCACGUCGCUACUGGUUACCAUAGCCGAGGACCUGUCGGACGAGCCAGUACUCAAAGUAUGGGCUCUGGAUAAGCUGGAAAAGAAGACGGGCAUACCGCGCUGCCAGAGCACCCUGACCAUCCACAACGGACGGAAGCAGUUUCCCAUAUCUGCAUUCGCUGCGCUCGACGAUCUCUCUCAGCUUGCCGUCGGCUUCGCAAAUGGUGCUGUUACGGUUGUUAGAGGCGAUCUCAUACACGAUCGGGGCGCCAGGCAGCGGACCGUUUUCGAAUCUGAGGAGCCUAUUACUGGGAUAGAGUUCCGUGAAGGGAGCAUCACCACGCUGUACAUUGCGACAACGAACCGGAUAAUGACACUUGUGAUAUCUGGCAGGGGUCAAGGACAGCCAGCCAAGUCGCUCGACGAGUACGGCUGCGGGGUGGAUUGCAUGGCUGUCGACAAGACCACGCGGGAGGUCGUCGUAGGAAGGAGCGAUGCCAUCUACUAUUACGGCCAACAUGGCCGAGGACCCCCUUAUACGUACGAAGGCGAGAAGAAGAAGGUGUCGGUGUACAAGGACUAUGUCGUGAUUGUUGCGCCCCCCAAAUCAAACGCUAUGCCACGGUCGAAUCCAUUGCGAGCUUUUGGCAUUGGGGCUACUGACGAUGUUUUCAACACAUCGAGCUUUACCCUGCUCAACACAGAAUUGCGGUUUGUGGCGCAUCAGGAGCAAUUGACGUCUCAAGUCAAAGCAGUCAUAUCAGAGUGGGGUGAUUUGUUUGUCUUCACCAUGGACGGAAAGAUCUUUCGAUAUCACGAGAAGCCGUUUGCACAGAAGCUGGACAUACUAUACCAACGUAAUCUGUAUGUCCUGGCCAUCAAUCUCGCACAAAAGGCUGGAUUAGAUGCUGCACAACAGAAUGUCAUCCUUAGAAAGUUUGGCGAUCACCUGUACUCGAAGCAAGACUACGACACAGCUAUGCAGCAAUACUUGAAGGCAAUCGAUAACACGGAGCCUUCUCAGGUCAUUCGCAAGUUCCUGGACACGCAAAGGAUACACAAUCUGAUAGAGUAUCUGGAAGAGUUGCACGACCACCACAAAGCGACGUCAGAUCAUACGACACUACUACUGAACUGCUACGCGAAGCUCAAAGAUGUCGAGAAGCUGGAGGAGUUCAUCAAGUCGCCCGACGACUUGAAAUUCGAUCUCGACACCGCCAUUUCGAUGUGUCGGCAAGGCGGUUACUACGAUCAAGCGGCUUAUCUUGCUCGAAAACACGGCGAGCACGAGCUUGUUGUUGACGUGCUUAUCGAAGAUUCCAAACGAUAUGCCGAAGCACUGGCAUACAUUUGGCGAUUGGAGCCUGAGGUUGCCUACUUCAAUCUGAUGAAGUACGCGACAGUACUGCUACAGCACACUGCCAAGGACACUACACAAUUAUUUAUCGACUAUUACACCGGUAACUUUUGUCCGAAGAAGGACGCUAUCGUGAUACCAAACGCUCCAGCGACGCCGGGAGGGAUAGGCAUGGGCCUUGGUGUUGCAUCAAGUGCCGUGCAGAACCUCGCCGCUCUGCUACCUCUACCAUACAUGAACACAAGUUCCGUGGCAUCAACUCCCCUCAGCGAGCAGAAGAGUACAAUGAGCCAAGCUCAGAUAGUAGAGACGACUACGGACGAGCCUGCGCCUGAGUACACGGUGCCCAAGCCGCGGACCGCAUUUUCGGCGUUCGUGGACCACUCUCAAGAGUUUAUCGUAUUCCUAGAGGCAUGCAUCGCGUCCGAGAACCUUCGCGAAGACGACAAGGUCGAUCUGUACACAACACUGUUCGAAAUGUACCUGCACACCGCAUCAUCAAAGAAGGAUGGAGAGCGACAAGAGUGGGAAAACAAGGCCAAGAAGCUUGUGGAAGGAAGAGACAUACCCAUCGACACUUCGAAUGUUCUGCUCCUCUCGCAUCUCUCAAAUUUCCGUGAUGGGGCUAUAUUAGUACGCGAACAGCAGGGAUUGCAUUUCGAUAUCUUCCGCUCCUACACCGCCGCCAACGACACCCAAGGCGCCAUCCGAGCGCUACGAAAGUAUGGUCCCGAAGAGCCUGCACUGUAUCCAGCUGCUCUUGCAUACUUUACAUCUUCGCCAGAUGUCCUCGCAGAAGCAGGCGAUGAGCUCGAUAGUGUACUCAAGAAGAUUGACGAGGAUGGUCUAAUGGCUCCCCUCCAAGUUAUCCAGACACUCUCCACAAAUGGUGUCGCAACAAUGGGCAUGAUCAAAUCAUACCUCAGCACAACCAUUGAGCGCGAGCGCUCUGAAAUCGCAUCCAAUCGUCGUACCAUCGAGACGUUCCGUUCCGACACUGAGACCAAGAAGAAUGAACUACAGAAACUCAACACCAAACCCGAAGUCUUCCAAGCCAGUCGCUGCCAGGUAUGCAUGAAGACGCUCGAACUACCUGUUGUGCACUUCUUGUGCAAGCACAGCUACCAUCGGAGUUGUUUGAGCACGGACGAAGAUGUUGAGGAUGCGGAGGUUGAAUGCCCAGUAUGCAGUGGGCAAAAUGCUACAGUGAAGGCGAUCAGACGCGCGCAGAUAGAGAGCGCGGAGAGGCAUGAUUUGUUCCAAGAUGCGCUCAAGAGGGGAAGAGAUGGGUUUGCGGUCAUUAGUGAAUGGUUUGGGAGAAGGUGUUAUGGGUGUAGCAAGUGCGGAUUAGAGCAGAGUAUGAGUACAAAGCUCUCCUGCUGCCUCCCUCUCCUUCCAUAA
Parastagonospora nodorum SN15 is the source of this 2976-nucleotide messenger RNA. RefSeq lists its product as hypothetical. The transcript is spliced from 4 exons. Gene Ontology annotation, cellular component: endosome; HOPS complex. Gene Ontology annotation, molecular function: protein binding; protein-macromolecule adaptor activity. The record is from RefSeq and is a predicted model, not a curated record. The coding region runs from base 1 to 2976 and encodes 991 amino acids. Gene Ontology annotation, biological process: organelle fusion; vacuole organization; endosome organization. Lineage: Eukaryota; Fungi; Ascomycota; Dothideomycetes; Pleosporales; Phaeosphaeriaceae.